This is a messenger RNA of Erpetoichthys calabaricus (reedfish), 1738 nucleotides long. RefSeq names its product coagulation factor II (thrombin) receptor-like 1, tandem duplicate 2 (gene f2rl1.2). The transcript is spliced from 2 exons. Gene Ontology annotation, molecular function: thrombin-activated receptor activity. Gene Ontology annotation, cellular component: membrane. Bases 197 to 1324 code for a protein of 375 amino acids. The record is from RefSeq and is a predicted model, not a curated record. Lineage: Eukaryota; Metazoa; Chordata; Cladistia; Polypteriformes; Polypteridae. Gene Ontology annotation, biological process: blood coagulation; thrombin-activated receptor signaling pathway; phospholipase C-activating G protein-coupled receptor signaling pathway.
UGGGCUGUGGGAGGAGCUACGUGAGGAAAGCCACGCCUUCACCUGCAUCGCCUCUUCCUCUGCAGGUGGAUAUCAGAACAGCUCCAGAAGUGUCGCCGCGGAGCAUUUCGUUUUUCAGUUUAACAGGGAGUUUACAGGGUACGGCUCGUGUUCCUUUAUAAUCAGCUCAUCUCAAGUAAACGCGAGAGACGGGACAAUGCGAAUAAUCAUCAUCGGAUUACUUCUGCUGCCUAUUAUCUCAGGGUCCAAAGGUGAAAAUGGCUCUGGACGUUCUUUCAUCCAUAGACCAUCGGACGAAAGCAGCAACGAUUUGAGUCAUUAUGCAGAGAAGAUCCUUACGAGCAGCCUGACAACAGUUUUUUUCCCAAUCCUAUACAUUAUUAUUUUCAUUGUCGGCGUACCCACUAAUGCCAUGGCUCUUUGGGUUUUCAUCUUUCGGGCAAAGAAGAGACACCCGGCCUCAAUUUACAUGGCCAACCUUGCACUUGCAGACCUCCUCUUUGCCAUUUGGAUUCCUCUUAAGAUUGCAUAUCACAUAAAUGGGAACAACUGGAUCUAUGGAGAAGGCCUCUGCAGAGUGCUCGUGAGCUUCUUCUAUAGCAACAUGUACUGUUCCAUUCUCUUUAUGACCUGCCUCAGUGUCCAGAGGUAUUGGGUCAUUGUGAACCCGAUGUCCCACCAGCGGAAGAACACCUCGGUAGCUAUCGGCAUUUCCAUCUCCAUCUGGCUUCUAAUUGUCCUGAGCACCAUUCCGCUCUUUAUGCAGAAGCAAACCAUACAUCUUGCCCAACUCAACAUUACCACAUGCCAUGAUGUGCUUGAAGAAGAGGACAUGACUUUAAACAUGUUUGGCUACUUUCUGUCCAUGGCCAUUGGAGCAUUUUUCUUCCCGGCUAUACUGACAAUAGUAGCAUAUGUGUUAAUGAUCUUAACCCUAACUGGCUCUAUGAAAGAUGACAACAUUGGAAAAAAGCGGAAAAAGGCCAUUCGUCUGAUUAUUAUAGUGUUGGUUAUGUACUUGGUGUGCUUUACCCCCAGCAACAUCCUCUUGGUCAUUCACUAUGCCCAAAUUCGGUCCAACAAUGACGCAUUAUACGCCGUCUACAUUACCGCCCUGUGCUUAUCCAGCCUGAACAGCUGCAUUGACCCCUUUGUCUACUACUUUGUUUCUCAAGAGUUCAGGGACAACGUGAAAAACACCUUGAUUUGCAGAAGCAACAGGACAGUGGAAAGAAUGCGAGUUUCUUUCAGUUCAAUGAAAUACUCCAAGAAAACCAAAAGUUUUACUUCAAGUUCACAAGGCACCAGCAAUACAACCUGUUGAGAUUUGUCUGCAAACUGCGUCUCUUCAGCCGGCCUGACAGCUGAUGAACUCCAAUGAGUGGGCCAAAAGUAAAAGGAGUGCAAUCUGAUCAAUGACGUCAGGAGAGAUUUGGCUGCGAAAAGCAUUUGGUGUCCGCUUUCAUGAUUCUUGGUGUCCUUACAAAAGUUCACUUUUGAUACAACAAUGUUCUUUAUCACUUUUUGUUAUCGUGUCAUGUCCGCUGAGCAAGGACAUUGUGAAACCUCUCAAAAUGCCAAACCUCCUCCAAGUACAUGUUUUUGCAGUGGAUUCUCCUUUUUUUAAUGCUAGUAAGGCAUGUUCACUGAGGACUGUUUCUUAAUUUUUUAAAUAUAUUUAUUUUUUUUAUGGGUUAAAGAAAUGUAUGAUGUACAGGUUUUUCUAACAAAACGGAAA